This is a messenger RNA of Trypanosoma cruzi, 1011 nucleotides long. RefSeq names its product mucin-associated surface protein (MASP), putative. The transcript has a single exon. The record is from RefSeq and is a predicted model, not a curated record. Lineage: Eukaryota; Euglenozoa; Kinetoplastea; Trypanosomatida; Trypanosomatidae. The coding region runs from base 1 to 1011 and encodes 336 amino acids.
AUGGCGAUGAUGAUGACCGGCCGUGUGCUGCUGGUGUGUGCCCUCUGCGUGCUGUGGUGCGUUGCCGGCGGUGUUUAUGCGAGGGACGUUGACACCAACGCACUGGGUGGCUGCAUGGCGUCGGGAGUGUUGGGUGAGAAUGGAUCCCACAUGCCUGACGGAUGUAAUAAAACUGCGAUUACGGUGCCUUUGCGGUCGGUACUGUUCAUUACUGCCGUUGAAGCCUCGACUGGAACAGGUGAUGCUGUUGCAACAACGAAUAAUUCGAAUUCAAGGGAGAAUUCCAACGCUGCUUCUUCUCCUGAUGGUUCUGUUUCUGCUGUUGGACCUGGUCCUGGUGCUUCUGCUCCUCCUUCUGUUGGUGGUCCAGGUGCUUCUGGUUCUGGUUCUGCUGUUGGUGGACCUGCUGGUGCUUCUCCUGGUGGAGGCAGUUCUGGUGCUGUUCCAGGGGCUUCUGGAGAGGGAGAUUCUGAUGGCGGCGGUGGCGUUUCUCCUACUGGAGGUCAAGGCACCGGUGGUACUUCUGGUGCUCCUCCUGCUGCUCCUCCUGUUCCUUUUUCUACUGCUGGUCCUGCUGCUCCUGGUGUUGAUUCUUCAGCUGGCGGCAGUGAUGGUACAGCGGGGUCCUCGGGCACUAAUUCAUCUAACACAACAGGGGACUCUUCAACAGGAAAUCAGUCGUCUGCUGCAGCGGCUAACGACACCUCGCCAGCCGAAAGACCGACAGGGACGACAUCCGGCACUGGACACACACGACAAGAAGAGGAAGAAGAGGAAGAUCAUGUAAUGCGGCAGCAAAGAGAUGAAGCACAAGUCCAACAAAAUCAACAGCAUGAACACCCCGCGGAAAGUGGCGAAGAAUCCGCGAAAGAUAAAAACGCCCUUCGUACAAAUGCCACCGCAAAUACAGGCGACAGUGACGGCAGCACCGCGGUCUCCCACGCCACCUCCCCUCUUUUGCUUCUUCUUGUUGUUGCGUGUGCGGCUGCUGCUGCGGUGGUGGCCGCGUGA